AUGUUGCACUUCCAAAAGCCUAAUUAUCACCUCAUUGUGCUUGUUUUCUUUCUCCUAUUGCUUCCAUCUACCCUCACAACAGUAUCUACGACAAGAGAAGGAGAAGCUCUGUUAAAAUGGAAGAACAGUCUACCACCAUCCUCUUCCCUAAAUUCUUGGUCACCCGUCAAUCUCAAUAAUUUGUGUAACUGGACUGGCAUUAUCUGUAACUCUGCAGGUUCAGUCUCAGAAAUAAACCUUUCACUAAAACAACUUAGUGGAACGCUUGCCAAUUUCAGUUUCACUUCAUUUCCAAAUCUUAAUAGUCUUGACAUUAGUGGCAAUAACUUCACAGGUCCAAUACUACCUGCCAUUGAAAAGUUCACGCAGCUUCAGCAUCUUGAUUUUAGCUUUAACAAGCUCAAUGGUAUCAUUCCAAACCAAAUUUGGCAUCUUCAGAGAUUGCGCACCUUAGACCUGUCAGUUAAUCACUUGGAAGCUUCAGACUGGUCUAGUUCUUUCUCCAUGCCUUUUCUGACCAACCUCGACCUUAGUUUCAAUAAACUUGGGGCAAGAUUCCCAGGCGUUACAUCCAAUUCUUGUAACCUAACAUGUCAAUUGUUGCCUGAGUCAUUAGUUAACAAUAUGCAUAAUCUGGAAGUCCUUUCUCUUCAUCACAAUUCUCUCGAUGGGCCAUUUCCACCAAGCAUAUUCAAGCUUUCCAAAUUAAGAUAUCUCUCCCUAUCAAGUAAUCAUUUUUCAGGUUCUAUUCCGGAUGAUAUAGGGAUGCUUGGUGAUCUUGAAUCCCUUUAUCUGGGUCACAAUUCUUUUGAGGGGCCCUUCCCACCAAAUUUUUUCAAAUUUUCCAAACUAAUAAAUCUGUCCUUAUCAGGGAAUAUUUUUUCAGGUUCUGUUCCUGAUGAUAUAAGGAUGCUUAGUGAUCUGGAAUACCUUGAUUUUAGCCGGAAUUUUUUUGAGGGGCCUUUUCCACCAAAUAUAUUCAAGCUUUCCAAAUUAAAAGUUCUUGACCUAUCAAGAAACAAUUUUUCAGGUUCCAUUUCAGAUGAUAUACAGAUGCUUCAUAGUCUUGAGUUGCUCCGUCUUGAGUACAACUCUUUUCAGGGACCCUUUCCACCAAAUAUAUUGAAGCUUCCGAGUUUAAGAGUACUUGACCUAGCAGACAAUGACUUUUCAGGGUCUAUUCCCAGUGAUGUAAACAUGCUUCAUGAUCUGAAAAUACUUUCAUUGUUUUCUAAUGCAUUUGAAGGGACUAUUCCUUCUUCUAUAAGUCUACUCAGGGAGCUACGAUACCUUCACCUCGGGUCUAAUCAUCUCAAUUCCACUAUUCCUUCUGAGCUGGGGCUCUUGACAAACCUUGACCGAUUAUAUCUUGAUUCCAAUAAUCUUACUGGCAAUAUCCCACCUGACAUUGGAAACUUGAAACUACUGAGAGUACUAAGUCUUGAUUCUAAUCAACUCACUGGACCGCUUCCAAAGACCAUUUCUAAUCUCACUAAACUAGGGAUUCUUAACCUGAAAGAUAAUAAGUUUUCCGGCAAUAUUCCAAGUGACUUCUGGAAAACUUCUACAUCCUUAUAUUCCAUUGAUUUUUCCGACAACAACUUGUCUGGAAACAUUCCCAAGGAAUUUGAUGUUCACCCGAUUUUGGAAUGCAUCAAUUUAAGUGGAAACCAUUUUACAGGUAUGAUUCCCACAACAAUUUGCAAUGCCACAUCCCUUCGGGUUCUUGUUCUGUCAAAUAAUGGAUUAAGUGGCACACUUCCACAUUGUUUACGAUAUCUUGCUGAUAAACUGCUUUCUAUUGAUCUUGGUAAUAAUCAAUUUCAAGGAAGAAUGCCAACCUUCUCCGAGGGAUGUCAGCUGACAUAUCUGAACAUGUACAACAAUUACUUUGACGGAUUGUUGCCUCAAUCUUUUGCCAACUGCAAGCAGUUAAAAGUUCUUGAUAUAGGAAACAACAAAAUAAGUGGUACAUUUCCCUCAUGGCUAUUUACUCUUGCAGAGCUAGAACUCCUUGUCUUGCGGUCGAAUAGACUUUAUGGUACAGUAAGUUUAAGAAGCACAGCAGAUCCCUUUCCCAAGUUGCGCAUCAUGGAUCUCUCAAACAAUGACUUCACAGGCUAUUUGCCAAUUCAAUAUUUCAAAAAUAUGAAGCCGGUUGAUAAGGGGUAUGAUUAUCACAAUUUCACAGCACCAUUUUAUUACUACUAUCAAGCAUCUAUCUCGUUAACUGUGAAAGGGACUGAGUACCAAGUGAGCAAGAUUCUUCAUAUUUACACAGCCAUUGAUCUGUCAUGCAACAAAUUUCAAGGAGAAGUCCCAAAGGUCAUUGGAGAACUUAAAUGGCUUGCAUUGCUCAAUUUAUCUCAUAAUAGUCUUACUGGACCUAUCCCAUCACAGCUCGGAAAUAUGAAAGCACUCCAAUCUCUGGAUUUGUCUUCAAAUCAAUUCACAGGGGCUAUCCCAUACCCGUUAAUUGGUUUGACAUUUCUAGAGGUCCUGAACCUCUCACAUAACCAUCUCACCGGAGAAAUUCCCCAAAAAGGACAACUGAGCACGUUCAAUAAUGAUUCUUACCAAGGUAAUCUUGCCUUGUGUGGAUCUCCUUUAACAGAGAAAUGUGCACACGAAGAGUCACCAGCACAAGAAGUCGGAUAUGAUGAAGAUGGUGCAGAUAAUGAAUUCCAAUGGAAAGUAGUCCUAAUGGGAUAUGUUAUCGGAUUAGUAUGUGGAUUGUCUUCAGGAUACAUUUUUCUCACAACUGGAAAGCCUUGGUGGUUUUUGAGAUACAUCGAACAACUGCAGCAAAACUUGAUCAGAAGAUUCACGUAGAGUACUAUUUGAUUAAGAUGAGCAAGUUGAAAAGAAUUUUUACUAGACCAGUGGUAUGUCGGGAACAUAUAUGUGUGGUGUCAUAUAAUAUUUGAAAUGCUAAUGUCAGUGCUAGUUCUAGUUCGGGUCUGAUACUGAUUUACUCGUCUCAGAGAUACAUACUUGUGUUCAAUGUUAAUUCAGAAGAAAAAGAAAACACAUUAAAUCAACUUUGUAUUAAGUCAAGUUUUGGAGAUGCCAUGAUCAAAAGGAAAAUGGAGUGAAUGAUAUUUAUUAAGAA
Daucus carota subsp. sativus is the source of this 3112-nucleotide messenger RNA. RefSeq names its product receptor-like protein 37. Lineage: Eukaryota; Viridiplantae; Streptophyta; Magnoliopsida; Apiales; Apiaceae. The record is from RefSeq and is a predicted model, not a curated record. The transcript is spliced from 2 exons. Bases 1 to 2832 code for a protein of 943 amino acids. Gene Ontology annotation, molecular function: protein binding.